Messenger RNA from Oryza brachyantha (malo sina), 3341 nucleotides. RefSeq names its product zinc finger MYM-type protein 1-like. Lineage: Eukaryota; Viridiplantae; Streptophyta; Magnoliopsida; Poales; Poaceae. Gene Ontology annotation, molecular function: protein dimerization activity. Bases 1223 to 3001 code for a protein of 592 amino acids. The transcript has 4 exons. The record is from RefSeq and is a predicted model, not a curated record.
GGCGGCGGUUGCUGGUUCCAAGAAGACGGCGGCGCUGCGGCAGCAGGCGAGGCCGAGGCGGCUAGGCAGGGCGGGGUCGCUGGUCGCGGGCAGCCGGGUAGGCGAGGGCGAGCCGGCGAGACGGGAGCCGUCCAGCUAGGCAGCCACCGCCCGGAGCCGGGAGCGGACGAGGCAAGGCGGCGAGGCCGCCGAGCGGGCGAGCGGGGAGCCGCGAGCUGGGCUGCGAGCCGGUGAGCGCCCGCGGCCGCCGGCCGAGGUAGCGCCGCACGGGCACGGCCGCAGCGAGCUGCGAGCGGGCUAGCGGCAGCGGGAGCCGGGAGGGGGCGACGCCGCGACGGCCGACGGGCGACCGGCCGUCAGCGCCUCAGCGGCCAAGGCGGCAACGCCGGCGUCGCGGCGAGCCGGCGAGGCGAGCUGCAACCUGCAGCCAGCCAUCCCCGUCCUGCGUCCAGGUCUCGAAAUGAAAAGGAGGAGGGGGCCUGCUGUUGAUCUGAAGGCAUUUUUGGAAAGACGUGAUUCAAAGAAGACAACUCAAAAUGAAAAUCGAGGUGAAACUCAAGGUGAGGACAAUCUCAAUAGCAACCCUUCUUUUGAUCACAGUCAGAUGCAAUUGGUGGUUUAUCAAGGUAAUAAUGAGAAUGUGAGAGGUGGUGAGACAAGCACAUUGCCACAAGAUCCAGAUAUUGGUGACAUUUCUAUGUCAAAUGGUGAAUCUGAAUCUAGUGAUGAAGAUAAUCAUGGUGGCAUAUAUGGCAUAGAGCGUGAUCCUGCAAUGAGGACCCCCAAUCUCAAGAUAUGACAUUAAUGAUCAAGAUUCUGUUAGAAGGGCAUAUAUUGCAUUGGGGCCAUGUCAACCAAAGAUGAAGGCGACAGAUUUUCCGCAACAGAAUUGUGGAGGUAUGCGUCACUUUCUACUAAAAUGGUUUGAUGAGUUCAAAUGGCUUGAAUAUAGUGUGCAUAAAGAUGCUGCAUAUUGCUUUGUGUGCUAUUUAUUCAAAGAUUGUGAUCAUGGUGGAGAUAGUUUUGUUAAUGGAGGGUUUAGAAAUUGGAACAUGAAAGUUAGAUUCUAUAAGCAUGUUGGUGCUAUUAAUAGUGCUCAUUGUGAAGCUGAAGAGAAAUACAAUUUGUUUAUGAAACCUAAAUCAUCCAUCUGUGAGUCAUUUGCAUCAAAUACUGCACAAUACAAGGCCCAAUAUGAAGCUCGCUUGACAUGGUCACUUAAAUGCAAAAGAUUCCUUCUGUGCGACAGGGGUUGGCUUUUCGUGGUCAUGAUGAGUCAAAAAAUUCAGAGAAUAGGGGGAAUUUUAGGGAGCUUUUGCAAUGGUUGGCUGGGAACUUUGGAGAAGUUAAUAAGGUGGUUCUAGAAAAUGCACCUGCCAAUUGUCAGAUGAUAGACCACAAAAUUCAGAAACAACUCAUUGCAUCAUGUGCUCAUGAAACAACUAAAUUCAUCAUAGAAGAACUUGGUGAUGAGUGUUUUGCAAUUCUUGCUGAUGAGUCCAGUGAUGCCUAUCAACAACAACAAUUGGCUCUUUGUUUAUGUUUUGUCAAUAAAAUAGGAGAGCCCAUUGAGCGGUUUCUUGGUUUUGUCCAUGUUGAAGACACCACAUCAUUGACUCUUAAAGAGGCAAUCAAGUCUUUGCUUAUUAAAUACCAAUUGCAUUUAGCCAAGGUACGUGGACAAGGAUAUGAUGGUGCUAGCAACAUGAAGGGUCAUGUCAAUGGUUUAAAGCAACUAAUUAUGGAAGAGUCCUCUUCUGCUUAUUAUGUUCAUUGCUUUGCUCAUCAGCUUCAACUAACUCUUGUAGCAGUUGCUAAGGAAAACACUGAUUGUGCCUGGUUUUUUGGGCAACUUGCUUAUUUGUUGAAUGUUCUUGGGAUGUCUUGUAAAAAGAUUCGUAUGCUUCGAAUAGCUCAAGCUGAGUAUAUGAUUGAGGCAUUGAAAUUGGGUGAUAUUGAAACUGGACAAGGUUUGAAUCAAGAGAUGGGCCUAGCAAGGCCAGGUGAUACAUAUUGGGGAUCUCAUUAUAGAAUUGUAAUACAUGUUAUGUCUCUUUAUCCUUUUAUCAAGAAAGUGCUUUUUAGAGUUGGGAAAGAGAGUAAAGGGGCUGAGGCUAUAGGAGCUCAAACUAUGCUAGAAGUGUUUGAAUCAUUUGAGUUUGUUUUCCUUUUGCACUCGAUGAAUGAAAUUUUUGGACAUACAAAUGACCUUUGCAAUGCUUUGCAAAGGAGGGAGCAAGAUGUGGUGAAUGCAAUGGAUCUUCUGGAGUUUACAAAGGUAGAAUUAGAUAUUUUGAGAGAAGAUUAUGGAUGGAAAGAAUUUCUUCAGAAAGUCACUUCUUUUUGUGUGAAGCAUAAUGUUAAGGUUAUUGAUCUGGAUGCUAAGUAUAAGCCUAUCCAAAGAGCAAGGAAGUUCUACAAGGAUGCAUUUAAUUACCAUCGAUUUCAUGCUGAUAUGUUUUUAGGUGUUAUUGAUAGGCAACUUCAAGAGCUUAACAACAGGUUCGAUGAGGUAAACACAGAGCUAUUGAGGUGUAUGGCAUCUUUUAGUCCAACCAAUUGUUUCUCUGCUUUCAAUAUUGAGAGUUUAGUUAAGCUUGCUGGAUUCUAUCCUCAUGAUUUUACUUCUGAAGAAAUGAACCAACUCCCAUUUCAACUGAACCGCUAUUUCAGUGAUGUAAGUACAAAUGAAAGCUUCACAAAUUUGAAAAGUCUAGCAGACUUAUCUAAGAUGCUUGUUACAAUACAGAAGAUUGUUCGAUAUGAUCUCAUUUAUAAACUUCUCAAAUUAGUUCUUGUUCUCCCUGUUGCAACUGCUGGUGUUGAGAGGAUCUUUUCUUCCAUGAAUUAUAUCAAGAACAUGUUGAGAAGCAAGAUGGGCCAAGAAUAUUUGAAUGAUUGUUUGGUUCCAUUCAUUGAAAGGGAAUUUUUCUUGCAAGUAAAGGAUAAGGACAUCAUAACAUAUUUUCAAAAUAUGGAGCGUCGCAAAGUUGUUCUCUAAAUGAUGAUUGUGGAGGAGAUAGAUCGAUCGGUCGAGUCGUCGCUGAACAAACUACGGGAAUGGCGGGGUGCCAUCAGCACAGAGAUCGAGGCAAAUACGGCACCCAGAGGUGGUCAUGUUGUCUGUCCCCAGGGUGAGGCUGAGGCCGACAUGGAGCUAGCUAGGCAAGGCUUAGCCAUGGCGAUAAGAUUCAUCGGGUUCAGUUGUUCUAUUAAAAUUACGAUUACACUGGGUGGUGAUUUUUGUUGCAACUUCGCCUCUCUCUUCUUCGGUUAACUAGCUACUGUCGCUGUAGGCUUGUGGCAGCUUAAUUGUUUUUCAAUUGAUCGGUACGAAAAAA